AUGGGGACGGAGCCCACAGAGCAGGCUUCCUGGGGCCCCUACUCCGGAGAGGAGGAUGAAGCCUACUCCGCCGAGCCACUGCCGGAACUCUGCUACAAGGCCGACGUCCAGGCCUUCAGUCGGGCCUUCCAGCCCAGCGUCUCCCUGACCGUGGCUGCGCUGGGUCUGGCUGGCAACGGCCUGGUCCUGGCCACCCACCUGGCGGCCCGACGUACCACCCGCUCGCCCACCUCCGCCCACCUGCUGCAGCUGGCCCUGGCCGACCUCCUGCUGGCCUUGACCCUGCCCUUCGCCGCGGUGGGGGUUCUUCAGGGCUGGAAUCUCGGAAGUACGACCUGCCGCGCCAUCUCCGGCCUCUACUCGGCCUCCUUCCACGCCGGCUUCCUCUUCCUGGCCUGCAUCAGCGCGGACCGCUACGUGGCCAUCGCGAGGGCGCUUCCAGCUGGGCCGCGGCCCUCCGCGCCGGGCCGUGCGCACUUGGUCACAGUCAUCGUGUGGCUGCUGGCGCUUCUCCUGGCGCUGCCCUCGCUCCUCUUCAGCCGCGACGGGCAGCGGGAAGGCCAGCGGCGCUGUCGCCUCAUCUUCCCCGAGGGCCUCGCGCAGACAGUGAAGGGGGCCAGCGCCGUGGCGCAGGUGGCCCUGGGCUUCGCGCUGCCGCUGGGCGUCAUGGCGGCCUGCUACGCGCUCCUGGGCCGCACGCUGCUGGCCGCCAGGGGGCCCGAGCGCCGGCGCGCGCUGCGCGUCGUGGUGGCCCUGGUGGCCGCCUUCGUGGUGCUGCAGCUGCCCUAUAGCCUCGCCCUGUUGCUGGACACCGCCGAUUUCCUGGCCGCGCGUGAGCGGAGCUGCCCUGCCAGCAAGCGCAAGGAUCUGGCGCUGCUGGUCACCGGCGGCUUGGCCUUGGCCCGCUGCGGCCUCAAUCCCGUGCUCUACGCCUUUCUGGGCCUGCGUUUCCGCCAGGACCUGCGGAGGUUGCUGCGCGGGGGCUGCGGCCCAGGGCCUCGUGCCCGCAGCCGCUGCCCCCGCCGGCCCCGCCUUUCUUCCUGCUCUGCCCCCACCGAGACCCACACAGUCUCUUGGGACCACUAG
Molecule: messenger RNA, 1086 nt
Organism: Lepus europaeus (European hare)
Lineage: Eukaryota; Metazoa; Chordata; Mammalia; Lagomorpha; Leporidae
Gene: CCR10
Product: C-C motif chemokine receptor 10
Biological process (GO): immune response; G protein-coupled receptor signaling pathway; chemotaxis
Cellular component (GO): membrane
Molecular function (GO): C-C chemokine receptor activity
Source: RefSeq, a predicted model, not a curated record